Colletotrichum acutatum is the source of this 952-nucleotide messenger RNA. RefSeq lists its product as uncharacterized. The transcript has a single exon. The coding region runs from base 95 to 586 and encodes 163 amino acids. Lineage: Eukaryota; Fungi; Ascomycota; Sordariomycetes; Glomerellales; Glomerellaceae. The record is from RefSeq and is a predicted model, not a curated record.
CCUUGGCCUACCUCUAUCUUGUGAAACCUUCACGAUCACAUUUGCAACCCAAUCCGAAUUCUUCGACAACUUCAUUUUAGCCUUGAACAAAGCCAUGGAUCCUCAUCUGCAAGUCUUGGUCAACCGCUCGGUGACGAUGGCCACCGUGUUCUCUGCAGUCGUGUUGUCGGUGUCCUCCAUGACGGCGGCUAUCGACAUGCGUGAAGAUAGCAUAACACCACAACCUCAAUGUCCGACCAAACCGAAACUGCGACUUAUCUUUUGGCUUCUUCUCUCCAUCAUACAAUCAAUUAUCAUGCUCCUCUGGAUGGUCGGCUGCGUCUUGAUUGUCCCAGUCGCAGUCGUGCAGAUGGCUAUCUAUUGCCCCAUUGCGGCCAUCGGCUUCAUUAUCCAACAGACAAGCGGGCAUCAUUUUGCCUCAGGAGUAGCUUCCCGCAUCUUGGACGCUGCUACUAGCUAUGGAGUUACACCUACAACCCUGAGAAAGCGGUCUCUUGAUGCCACUGUCUGGCUUUCAGGAGGUUUCUGGUCAAGGCAGAAAUACGAAGACCCCGAGGCACAAGAGCUGAUGGAUAAGUCCCCGUGAAGGGACGAAAACAUAGGAUAAAUCAUGAAAAGUUUUCAAGGGUGCUCUUGCAAAAUUUCUGGGCUCGGCAGCGGCGAACAUUGGAUAAGCUUGUGUAAAAUUGUUGUGCCGAGGAUUUGCAGAGGAUGGAGUGCGGUGAAUUUGGCAUCCAGAGAAGUGCAGCAAAUCCGGUUGGUCUUCAUGGGACAUUGCGUCGUGUUUGUCGGUAUUUAGUAGGUGGGAGGAAGCUCUUGUCAGUUCUAGUUACACUCGGGUCUGAGCUCACUCUUAUUCGGUGCAGUCUACCUAGUCAAAGAAAAGGGCUGGCUCUAGAAAUUGAAUUCUUUCAUCAUGUCAUUAAUUGUAUUAAAUAAUUUAGUUGAGAUA